Venustampulla echinocandica is the source of this 1620-nucleotide messenger RNA. RefSeq lists its product as uncharacterized. The record is from RefSeq and is a predicted model, not a curated record. Bases 1 to 1620 code for a protein of 539 amino acids. Gene Ontology annotation, molecular function: oxidoreductase activity, acting on paired donors, with incorporation or reduction of molecular oxygen; monooxygenase activity; heme binding. NCBI's taxonomy places the organism in Eukaryota, Fungi, Ascomycota, Leotiomycetes, Helotiales, Pleuroascaceae. The transcript has 4 exons.
AUGUUGACUUACACCCUUUUAGCACUGGCGGGCCUCGUUGCCAUCCUUAUGCGACUUCUUUCGAUUGGUAGAAGGCCCAAAAAUUACCCACCUGGACCUCCAACUCUCCCCUUAAUUGGCAACAUUCAUCAGAUGCCUUUGCGAGACGCCCAUCUGCAAUUCGAAAAAUGGGCUCGAGAAUAUGGGCCAAUAUACAGCCUGAUACUGGGAACUAAGACUUUGAUUGUGCUCUCAAGUGGUAAAGCAGUUAAGGACUUGCUUGAUAAGAAGAGCGGUAUCUAUUCUCACAGGCAAGAGAUGUAUAUUGGCCAGACACUCUGCAGUGGUGAUCUCCGGCUCUUGAUGAUGGGAUAUGGACCGAGAUGGCGUACAUUUCGCAAAAUGGUCCACGGACUUCUCAACGUGUCAGCUGCGAAAUCUUAUGUCCCAUAUCAGAUGCUAGAAAAUAAGCAAAUGCUCUACGAAAUGCUCAACCAACCAGAUCUAUUUUUGGAAAGCAUCCGACGGUACUCGAACGCGUUGACAACUACCAUGGUCUUUGGCUGGCGAACUCCCACGUAUGAGGACGAUAAGAUGAAGCAAUUGUUUGACGGCUUCGCUGACUUCGCCGACCUGAACCAAACAGGCACAGCUGCCCUAAUCGACUUCUUUCCGUGGCUAAGGCAAUUACCAGAUUUCCUCUCACCAGCGCAGAAGAAGGCCAAAGGGCUGCAUAAGCACGAGAAGGCUUUGUAUCUAAGCCACUGGCUCAGGGCUAAAGAUGAGUUCCAGAAGGGCCUCAUACAGCCAUGUUUCUGUGUUGGAAUGGCAGAAGCACAGAAAGCAGAUGGUUUUAGCGACGACCAGGCAGCUUACAUAUCUGGCACUCUCCUGGAGGCAGGAUCGGACACUACCUCAAGCACACUGUAUGCUUUCGUCCAAGCAAUGCUCUUAUUUCCGGAAGUCCAAAGGAAAGCUCAAAAAGAGCUCGAUCGUGUUAUAGGCCUCGACCGCAUGCCAACCAUAGAUGACGAGCCGAACUUGCAGUACGUUCGGGCGUGCAUGAAAGAGACCCUCCGCUGGAUGCCAACCACAAUCCUCGGUGCUGUGCCUCAUGCGGUUACUCAGGAUGACACGUACAGGGGAUAUUUCAUCCCUCAAGGCGCUGGAAUUAUGAAUAACGUAUGGGCCAUCCACAUGGAUCCUGAGCGGCAUCAGAGCCCUAGGACAUUUGACCCAGAACGUUACAUCAAUGAUUACCAAAGUCUUGCAGACGCAGCAGCUAACCCUGACUCGACCAAGCGCGACCAGUUCACAUUCGGUGCAGGCCGCCGCAUCUGUCCGGGAAUUCAUGUUGCGGAGCGCAGCUUGUUUCUUGGGAUGUCAAGGAUGUUGUGGGCAUUUGAUAUUGAGCCGCAAGUUGAUGAGCAGGGGAACAAGGUCUUGCCGGACCCGGACAGGCUUACGCAAGGAUUUGUAUGCAUGCCGGAGAAGUUUCCUGCAGUGAUUAGGCCGAGAUCGAGCGUGAGAGCGGAGAAGGUGGUCAAAGAGUGGGAGGAUGCCCAGAGGGAGUGCUUAGAUCCGGAGACGAAGCAGUGGCGGCAAGCUCCUGCGAAGUCAGGCAUGGCCUCGAAAGUGUGA